UACUCGUAGGUCAUCCUUGGGACUAUAUAGGUAUCUCUGUUGGAGCGGAACAUGUGCUGCCUCCUUUGAUGCAAUGCAAGCUAUUUUUCAAAUUAGCAGCCAUUAAGAACUGAAAACCACCUCCAAAUUCAAUCCAUGCAGAGGCUGGGGGGGGGGUGGCAUCUCAUAAUAGCUCCUGUGGUUUGCCCGCAUAUUCUUUUGCUGCAGCACAUAUGAGGCAACUAGGUACGUAUCCCUUCAAGUCAGCAACUACCACACCAAGGACAUAUAUAUGGUAUAAGAGCUGCUUGAGCAAGGGGUUGGACUAAAAGGCUUCCACCUCUAUUCUGAUUGAUUGACUGCCAGCGCAUGAGGAAGGCUGCUUGUGAAAGGGCAUCUUUCCUGGGGGGGAGGAAAUGCUGCUCCUGUCUAUCAUAUGGGCUUCUCUUCUCCUGGGAGGGGCAAGUAGCCAUGGGGACAGCGGCUGACAUGGCUGGAGAACCUUACUAGGCAAAGGACAGGGCUGGACACAGGUUUCUUGUGUGCAGAGUUGGGGGCUGUGUGCCCCCUCCAUUCACAGUCUGGAAAGCAUAUAAUCCAGGAAGGCAGGAAGCUAACAUUCCAUGGUUGCGUGGCGUUCUGCUCCCCUGUGGCAGUAAGACAUUCCUUUGGGAGGCUAGCAUCUUGCUAUUUAGGGUGCUGAUUUUUCCAGGUUGAGGGUGGGGCACUUGGUUGAGGGGGUGCUCUAUAAUUUGAUGCCUGCCUUUACCCCAAGGCCCAGAAUUUGGGUCCACCUAGUUAGGAAGCCUUCCUGUCUUGCAGUGUCCUGAAAGGUUCCCUGGUUGUGAACAAGGUUCCCCAAAUGGACUGCAGAGCAUAUCUGACAGAGGCAGGGGCUGUUGCUGAAUCGGGCCCAGUUUUAUUAGCAAGGGGUGAACCAGCUCUUUGAAGAGGAGUUGCCUCGUUGCUUCACAGGCAGCCUCCUUUGCUCCAGAGGAGUUUGGCCAAAAGAGUAUUUCAAGGAGGCUCCCCUGAGCUUGCAAAUAUGACCAGAACCAAGUUCCGUUCUGAGUGACAGUCAGUGGCAAAGGAACUGUUCUUGCCUCUUCCUCUGGUUGAAAAGGAAGUGUUGCUGUCAAGGCAGAAUUGUGAGGAAAUGGCAGCACAGUAACGGGGGUCUGCUCCUUGCUGCACUCUCUAAAACGGGUCUCCAACCUUGGCAACUUUAAGACUUGUGUACUUCAAGUCCCAGAAUUCCUCAGCCAGCUUUGCUGAGGAAUUCUGUUAGCUCUCUAGCCCUCUAUGGUUAGCCCAGUUAGCCCUCUACGGUCCUAAGGUUCUGGUAGCCCUCCAGACCCAGGAGUUUUUCCUUCAGCAAUCCAGAGUGUAGCCUUUUCCACUGUUCUCUGGCAUCCCCUUGAAAAGCCAGAUAUGCUUCUUUCCUCUCAAGGCUGCUGCAUUCACUACUGAGUCUUCCAUGACACUUAAGAAACUGCCUGUCAAGGUUCCAACACGAACCCAAACAAGCAAGCACUGUUGAGAUGAUCCAAUCUCUUUAUGCAAAACUUUACUGAGUACAUCAUUUCAGCACACUAUGAGUGCAAAAGCAGCUCUGGGUAAUUCCCGAGCAGUUUAGUAUAAUUGAAAUAUAGAAUCUUCCUUCCCCCCAUUAGUGCAGGUCACAUUGUCCAAUUAGAUGUCAUCCAAUCCCUCCCUCCCUCCCCCACCCCCCAAUCUGUUAGCAAACUGAAGUAAUCAAAACGAGAGUAGCCCGAAUACACUUUAAAGCUUGACGGUGCAGUGCAGUGUGAAGCAGCUGCCAAAGCCCCACCGGAAGCCCCAGGGGUGGAGUUCUCAGCAGGGAGGAUGCUGUGCCAGCCAGCAGGUCUGCAUCUCUGUGCAAAGGAGCAGAGGCACGUGCGGAAGAAGGUAAGGGCCGUGGGCUGCUGCAGGGGGCGGGCAGCAUCCCCUGGGACAUUUCUGAUUCAGAAGGAAGGGGAUUAAAAUUUGCUUUGGGUCUGGAGAGUGGGCUUGGCACACUCAAGGCUAAGUAGCUCUGGAGAACGAGGGACUGGCGGUGUGGGAGCCCUGGUCCAGGGUUGGGGGAGAAGCCGUUCUAGGAAGGGUGGAGUUGAGAAAUGGGUGAGAUCAGACUAGAAACUGCAGAGGAUCUGCCCCCCCCACACACACACACCCGCAUCCCACUGGGCAGGAACUCUGCUUCAGCCCUCCUGCUGCUGCCUGGGUGACGAGGGGAACCCUCUGGAAUUGCAGUACUGUGACUGAUGAUGGAGGGAAGGCUGGCUCUAAUCCUUUUGAAGAUUCCCCCAAAAGGUUGGACAAGAGGCCUGGCUUACGUUGACUUCCAUCUGUUGCCUGAGCACCCUAUGGGGAGCAGCAGUUCUCCAAGCAGUGGAUUUCCCCAAUUGCUUUAUUAAAUCAUUUUGAUCUGAAGUGGUCCCUAAGGAACACAGAGGCCAAACCUAUGGAGAACAAAAAACUUUUUUAGCCAAAAAUGAUUGAGAAGGGACCAAGUUCUAGCAUCCACUGAACUCAAACCCAUUUCCAAACAUAAUGGAACAUUCUUAAUAUCUUUUGAGACUGCAAAAACUGCUCUAAUAAACUUAGUUUGAGGAAUUUCAAAAACAGUAGAAUUGGCAAGAGUAGAUUUUGAGUAUUGUGGUUAAGAAAACCCUACAGGCUGCAGGGACAGAAUCGGCAACCUUUUAAUGAAAAAAAUAUGCUGUGCAACGCUAGCCUGGCAGCAAGAGGUGUGGAAAGGCGCUCCAAGGUGUGAGCCAGGGGUGAAAUCUAAAAAUUUUCCCUACCGGUUCUGUGGGCGUGGCUUGGUGGUCAGAUGACUGGGUGGGCAUGGCCAAUAACAAUAAAUAAUAAAAAUAAUAAACAAAGUAUAAAAAACAAUAAGAGGUACCAAAAACCAACUUUCACACUUUACACACACACAACACAACACAACUGACUCACACACAAUGUAAAAGCAGCUGCACUUCACACUUCACAGCCACAAAAAGCUCAAAAACCAAUUUUCACACUUUACACACACACAACUGACACACACACACUCACACAAAAUGCCACAUACAGCUUUCUGAGAUUUAGUGUGUUUGUGUAGUUAGAGUGAAACACUACAGAAACACACCAAAUCUCAGAAAGCUGUACAAAUAUUUUAUUUUAUUAUUUUAUUUUAUUGUGGACUUCAGUUCCCAAAGUUCCUCAGCCAGCAAAGCCAGCCACCCAGUAUUAGUUGAUCCCUGAGGAAAUAGAUUAGCUAAGCAAUUGAUUCUGUCUGGCUGAAAGUGAAACUGGGGCUUUCCGGCUGGAAAAAAAGGCAUGCAUUCAUCAGUAAUCAGGUAAGUGCCUUAGAAUCUCUACUCUUACUUGUAGAAAACAUGUUUUCUACAAAUAAGAGUACAAGUAAGGUUCUGCUGAUGAGGAGACUUUAAUUUUUUUUUUUUAAGUUUAAAGGCUCUACUGAUCUCAGCUGAGGGGCGGGAUCCUCAAAGGCUUUUUAUUACUUUUAAAGGCAAGUUUUAGCUGAAGAAAAGCCGGCUUUUAAAAGUAAAAAAAAAACCCUCUGCUGAUGGUGUGGCUCAGCAGAGGCAGGGGGGGCGGGGCCAGGGAUUUUUGCUACCGGUCCUCCGAACCAGCCACCGCCAUCGUUACCAGAUCGCGUGAGCCGGUCCGAACCGGGAGCAUUUCACCCCUGGUGUGAGCAUACACCUGCUCCCUUGGAGUCCUGCUAAUUUGACAUUAUUUUUGUGACAGCGUUGAGCCAAUACUAAAACUUUGAUUUUCUCAUUAUCUUUUGAACCAAAAAGGUCCACCUGCUUCUCAUUCCUGCUUCUGAAAUGGACAUAUUGUUUUUUGCUUAAUGAAGGGCCAGAAUCACUCCUGCUUGAAUAGGAGAGAAGUCCGACGCUCUGCAUCAAUGGAGGAGGAAACCAAGAAGGGUCAAAUGCAAAAGGCUUGCAAGAGUUACUUUGUGGGUGCUGCCUCCAACUAUCUCUCCACCCUGGCAACCUUCCCCAUUUACAAGACCAUCUUCCGCCAGCAACUGCAUGCCUUCUCCAGCAUUGAAGCAGUGUGCCAGCUGUACCAUGAAGGCUUCCCCCAAAUCUAUCGCGGCGUCUUUCCACCACUCAUGUACAAAACGCUGCAAGGAAUGUUGAUGUUUGGCACCUAUGACAAUGUCUACGAUUUCCUCUUGGCUCAGCCCUUGGGGUCCUGGCCCCGGAGAGCCAUAGCCGGAUUUUUUUCUGGCUGCUUGGAAGCCUUGGUUUUCUGUCCCUUCGAGAGGGUGCAGAAUGUGCUCCAGGAUGGGAGGAAGGUCCAGAGGUUCCCCACCACAGGUCACAUACUGACCACCUUCCAUUCCUACCCUCUCAGCAAGCGCUUCAGCCUGGGCUUCUACCGAGGCCUCAGGCUCAUCCUGAUCCGCAAUGGCCUGGGGUCCUCCCUCUAUUUUGCCUUGGAAGAGCCCCUCCGUAGCAGCCUCUCCACUCACAGCUUCCUUGCUGCAAUCCCAGCCUUUCUGUCGGGUGGUAUUAUUGGCUCUUUGGUGUCCCUGCUGCUCUACCCUCUUGGCAUUCUCAUUGUCAAUGUGCAGUCCCAAGUGGGAAGGCAGGAAACCCUCGGCCUCUUGGCCACGAUGACUGAGGUCUGGCAGGCCCGGGGAAGGCAAGCCUGGCUGCUGUACAAGGGCGGAUCUCUUAUCAUUCUCCGCUCAAGCCUCACCUGGGGAAUCCAGAAUGCGAUUCACCGGUACUUAUCCACGUCACAAGCUAAGAACUAGUUGUGAAGGGGUGGGAGGAGGGCCUUCAUUGUCCUUGCAAACAUGGUGUAAAUGGAGAAAGUGACAACCAGAAGGAAAGGAGAAUUGCCUCACACGUGGGAAUCGAACAGUAUCAGGCUGAGGAGAGAGAAGCGCAGAGCAAACUCAGAAUUGGGGAAUUUGGUUGACUUGGAGACUUUGUAGAAAUCUGAAGGUUGCAAAAACAUCUGGACUAACUUGAUUUCAUCGGAGCUCCAGAAAGCUCUGCUUCGCUCUCAGCUGGAUCAGUGGGCCAGCUUAAAACAUCUUUUACUUUCC
Ahaetulla prasina is the source of this 5089-nucleotide messenger RNA. It is a transcript of the gene SLC25A53, whose product is annotated as solute carrier family 25 member 53. The record is from RefSeq and is a predicted model, not a curated record. Lineage: Eukaryota; Metazoa; Chordata; Lepidosauria; Squamata; Colubridae. Bases 3872 to 4792 code for a protein of 306 amino acids. The transcript is spliced from 2 exons.